AUGAGAUUCGCCACCGUCAACAAGUUGCACGAGACGUUUCUUGAGACUGUGGAACCUGGCAUUAUUCUUGAAGCUAUUUUCUGUCUGGCACGAGCAGAGAGUCCAGCCCCCCCACCGUACACUCCAUAUGUUGACCCUCAAGUGACCGCCGAAUCAGGCGAUGUCAAGACCGAUGGUCGUAUCGACGUCAACCUGAACUCCAAACUCGCCAAAUCACUAGCCCAAAUCGCAAGAAAGGAACUGAAUGAGCUAAAAGACAACUAUCCACUGCCUCAACCAACAGAACCUCAAGCAUCACCAGUCUGCGACGUAAAGCUAAACAUCGUUAUUCAAAUAGUCGGCAGUCGCGGCGACGUCCAGCCCUUCAUCGCACUAGGAAAUGCCUUACAACGACACGGCCAUCGAGUCCGCAUCGCCACACACGGCGUCUUCGAGAAAUUCGUCAAGGACUCAUUCCUGGAAUUUUUCCCUAUUGGCGGCGACCCCGCACAGCUCAUGGCAUACAUGGUCAAGAAUCCCGGACUAAUACCGCAAAUGCAAACACUUCGCGAUGGCGAGAUCAAGAAGAAGCAGCGAAUGGUGGCGGAAAUGUUGGACGGGUGUUGGAGAUCUUGUAUCGCGGAUGAUCCUACCAGCCAGGAACCCUUUGUCGCUGAUGCCAUUAUUGCCAAUCCACCGAGUUUUGCCCAUGUGCAUUGUGCGCAGGCGUUGGGUAUUCCGGUUCAUUUGAUGUUUACUAUGCCUUGGAGUACGACGCGGGCGUUUCCUCAUCCGUUGGCGAACUUGAGUCAGAGUUUGAAUCCGGAGAUUAUGAAUACGACUACGGCUAAUUGGGUUUCUUAUGGGAUUGUCGAGUGGUUGACGUGGCAAGGGUUGGGCGAUGUUAUCAAUCGGUUCAGGUCCUCUAUUGACCUCGCAUCGGUUCCUGCUACAGAGGGCCCUUGUUUGGCGGAAGCUCUGGAAAUUCCAUUCACCUACUGUUGGUCGCCGGCAUUAGUUCCACGCCCAACUGAUUGGCCAUCAUAUAUCGAUGUUGUCGGAUUCUUCUUCGCUGAUACCCCUGACUAUACACCCCCUCCAGAUUUGCAGGAAUUUCUUCAAGCAGGGCCACCUCCUGUGUAUAUCGGCUUUGGCAGUAUCGUUGUUGAUGAUCCUCAAAAACUGAUCAAUACAGUUGUUGAAGCAGUUAAGCUAGCCGGCUCCACCACGGCGGCGCUGGAACGACGGCCUGCGGACUCCAAAACGGAAAGCCUACUACUAUUGUUCCAUUUUUUCGGCGAUCAACCCUUCUGGGGCGAUAUGGUUGCCAAAGCCGGCGCUGGCCCUGAGCCUAUCCCACAUAAAGACCUUGAGCCCGAACUUCUUGCCGUUGCAAUCCAAUUUUGCCUUACGCCAGAAGCAUCAGCAGCCGCACAGGAAAUUGCUAUCAAGAUGCAGGCGGACUCGGGCGUAUCCGCAGCAGUGGACUCAUUCCAUCGCAAUCUACCGCUCGACCGAAUGCGAUGUAGCAUCAUGCCCGACCAAGUCGCUGUGUGGAAGUAUAAGAAUGAGAAACACCGUUUAAUUUUGUCGAAGACAGCAGCAGAGAUCCUAAUCGAGCACAACAAAAUCAAUUCCGAAAAUAUCAAAUGUUACCCAGUCAACCCAAUUCUCAUAGUUAAUCGACGCUGGGACCCUCUAACCGGCGUCCUAUCCGCAGCAACAGCAACAGGCGCAAACAUGGCAAAAUCAACAGGCGAGAUGUUCUACAACCCAUACAAAGAAUUCAAACGUAGUCGCACAAACGCGACUGGCGAGCCAUCCGAGUCUCGAUCGCUCGAGGGCCGUCAGAAUUCCUUCGGGACUGCGGGCAGAAUGGCCGGUGCAGGCCUGCAAGGCUUUGGAAAGUUCUCCGGCACGUAUCUGCGCGGCGUGAUCGUUGACAUUCCACACGCGGCGGCCGAGGGAUUCCGACGUGCGCCGCAACUUUACGGCGAGAAGCCGAAGGAAUAUGGGCAUGUCUCGGAUUGGAAAUCGGGUAUUGCUGUUGGCGGGAAGAAUUUCGUUGGCGGUAUGGCUGGGGGUGUGGCCGGCAUGAUUACGGAGCCGUUGAAGGGUGCCUUGGAUGGAGGGAAGGAUGGUGCCAUCAAGGGCCUUACGAGGGGGGCGCUGGGGAUGGCGACGAAAAUGCCUUCUGCUUUCAUUGGCUGGCUCAUCCUUUCGGUCUUCCUCCGGUUCUAUCCUCUUCAGAUUCGGCCCAGCAACCUUGGAAACAGUCUCGGCACUAAACCAUCUCUGAAUUCUGGAAUUACCUCAUCCAAUAUGAAGAUCUUAAUCACUGGUGCCGCCGGCUUCAUUGGCCAACAACUUGCCAGAGAGCUCCUCAAGAAUCCAGAGAACAAACUGAUUCUGACCGACAUAUCGUACUUCUCUACCCCGCCUUCGUCAAUCCACCCCGAAAACGCAAUAUGCAUCCAAGCAGACCUAGUGAAAGAGCCCCAAGCUGUUCUUAUUGAGAAAGUGGAUGCCGUAUACAUUCUGCAUGGGAUCAUGUCAUCCGGCGCAGAAGCAAACCUCGAUCUGGGGCUAAAGGUCAAUGUCGACGCAACACGCAACUUGCUGGAUUGUAUCAGGAAGAAAGGACCGCAUACACGAGUUAUUUAUGGCUCGAGUAUUGCCGUAUAUGGCCGUCCUUUUCCUGAAAUAAUUACGGAAAAUGUGUAUCCUACGCCCGAGGGGUCCUAUGGCUGUGAAAAGGUAAUAUGCGAAACGCUCAUCAAUGACUACACUAGACGCGGGUAUAUUGAUGGGGUUUCGAUUCGCUUACCUGGAGUGAUUAUCCGACCGGGACCACCUGCUCAAGCUGCAAGUGGAUUUCUUAGCGGAAUUAUCAGGGAGCCUCUAGCAGGCAAGAAAUGCAUCGUGCCCACGAAAGAUCGGUCAAAGGCAUUCUGGGUCUGCUCGAUUAAUGAUAUAGUAUCGAAUUUAGCUUAUAUUCUUGGCUUUCCUGUUGAUAUAUUACCUUUGCAUAGGCGGGUUUUGAAUGCACCGGGUAUUUUGGUCACGAUUCAAGAGAUGAGAGACACGUUGGCGAAGGCCGCUGGCCAGGAAAUGUUGGAUUUUAUAGAGGAGGUCGAGGAUACCACCUUUGCGGAUUUGGUUCAAUCGUGGCCUUGUAAUUUUGAUGUUUCCUUGGCCGUCGGCAUUGGCCUCUCGACGACGGGGAGUUUUGAGGAUGCGGUGGAACAAUAUAUGCGAGGCCAUUGA
This is a messenger RNA of Penicillium manginii, 3246 nucleotides long. Its product is annotated as Sterol 3-beta-glucosyltransferase. The record is from RefSeq and is a predicted model, not a curated record. Gene Ontology annotation, biological process: carbohydrate metabolic process. Gene Ontology annotation, molecular function: hexosyltransferase activity; UDP-glycosyltransferase activity. The coding region runs from base 1 to 3246 and encodes 1081 amino acids. The transcript is spliced from 9 exons. Lineage: Eukaryota; Fungi; Ascomycota; Eurotiomycetes; Eurotiales; Aspergillaceae.